AUGCUGGUUAUGAUUGCAACGUGCCUUUUACGCUCAUUCUAUAAGCGUGUAAUAGCUUCUCGAGACAAAGCACAAAGCACUUCAUCUCAGACUUCUUCUAUACAAGCCAAUCCUAUAUUUUCUGAAAAGCCUCAACCCCCUGCUGCCCAGCCCACAUCCCCUCCUACACCGUCAUCCUCCAAAAAGAAUAUGCGCUACCUCAAAAACACCCGCCGCGUCAAAGGAAAGAAACAGUUUGUUCAGCCAACCACCCCCAUCGUUCAUCAGAAGACAAAGCAGCCUUAUGAAGUCUUUCUAAUCCUCGAUAUCGAAGGCACUUGCAAACCAGGAACGGACUUUAACUAUCCGAAUGAAAUCAUUGAACUCCCAGUGUCUGUAUUGCAGUGGACUGAUAGGAGCGAGGAUGGGCGGGCUGAUACCCUAGAGGUUAUCGAUGAAUUCCGCUCUUUUGUUCGACCUACCUGGAGGCCGACACUGUCAGCUUUUUGCACGGAGCUGACAGGAAUAACUCAAGAGCAAGUGGAUGUAGCUCCAUGUUUCUCAGAAGUACUGGUGCAAUUGGAAGCAUUCCUUGUGAAGAACGGCCUAUUGGAGGAAGGAACAGGGAGACGCCUAAAGCGAUAUUGUUGGUGUAGUGAUGGCCCAUGGGAUAUUCGUGAUUUUUUCGUAAAACAGUGUUUUAUAUCCCAGGUUCAAAUGCCGGCGUGGAUCCAGGGUGACAUCCUCGAUGUAAGGUCCACCGUUCUCCACUGGAUGUAUUCAGAACCCACUGCGGCCUCGAAAAUUCAUGGUUCAAAGCGACCAUCGUUGAACAUCUCUGCGCAGUUAAAGGUACUGGGCUUACCGGACUUUGAAGGCAGACAGCAUAGUGGCAUCGACGAUACCCGUAACAUCGCCAAGAUUGUUACCGAGCUGGCGAGGCGAGGAGUACGCCUGUUUCCGAAUACCGCAAUAGAUCCACGCAGAAGAUGGCAAUGGAUGGGAAAACAUGGCCAGGUUUUGGAGGAGGGACUCCCUUGA
Molecule: messenger RNA, 1020 nt
Organism: Psilocybe cubensis
Lineage: Eukaryota; Fungi; Basidiomycota; Agaricomycetes; Agaricales; Agrocybaceae
Exons: 6
Coding region: 1-1020 (339 amino acids)
Biological process (GO): exonucleolytic trimming to generate mature 3'-end of 5.8S rRNA from tricistronic rRNA transcript (SSU-rRNA, 5.8S rRNA, LSU-rRNA)
Molecular function (GO): nucleic acid binding; 3'-5'-RNA exonuclease activity
Source: RefSeq, a predicted model, not a curated record